AUGGCUUUCCCAGUCACAACAGCAAUCGUCCUCUUCACUCUCCUCAACACCGCAACCGCCUCUCCCCUCACGAAGCGCGACGCCGGCUACGCGAUCCCCGAGGGCGCCAUCAUCCUCCUCAUCCUAUUCGGCGCGGGCUUGCUCGUCUGCAUGGGCUACGCCAUACACAAGACCUUUGGAUUCAGAAGAAACCCUAAUGAGUUCAGACACAUGAGCGCAGAACAACAAGAGUACAUGGCCGAGGUGCGGGUCAGGAACAUGCAAGGGUUGAUGGCGGAGGGAGCGAAGAAGUUGGAGGCAGGUUGGUGUGAAGAUGCGUAA
Messenger RNA from Alternaria incomplexa, 321 nucleotides. RefSeq lists its product as uncharacterized. The record is from RefSeq and is a predicted model, not a curated record. The transcript has 2 exons. Lineage: Eukaryota; Fungi; Ascomycota; Dothideomycetes; Pleosporales; Pleosporaceae. Bases 1 to 321 code for a protein of 106 amino acids.